AUGAAGCUCCAGCUUUUUUCGACGCUGCUGGCUGCCACUGCUGUGGUGGCCCAGAGUACCUUCGAAAACCCGGUCAUCUACGAAGAUUUGGCCGACCUCGAGGUCAUCCGCGUCAACGACACGUACUACUACACGGCUUCUACAAUGCACUAUUCUCCCGGUGCUCCCGUCUUGAAGAGCUACGACUUGGUCAACUGGGAGUUCAUUGGCCACUCCGUCCCGGAGCUGAUCUUCGGCGACAAGUACUACCUGAACGGCAGCGGUAAGGCCUAUGUUGGCGGCAUUUGGGCCAGUUCUCUGCAGUAUCGCGAGAGCAAUGGUUUGUUCUACUGGUACGGAUGUGUCCAGUCUGGGAAGACCUACAUCUUCACGGCCAGCGACCCGGCUGGAGAGUGGACCGCUCAGCCGCCCAUCAACGAGUGUUACUACGACCUCGGUGUCCUGGUUGACAAGGACGACACGAUGUAUAUCGCCUACGGAAUGUACAACAUCAGUGUGGUUCAGCUCUCUUCUGAUGGCUUGGAGCCUGUCCGGAAAGAGGUGGUUUGGUCUGAUUCCACGCGAUAUCUCGAGGGCGCGAGGUUCUACCAUAUCAAUGAUAGCUACUAUAUCUGGUUGACCAAGCCAGCUGAUGGCCAGCAUGUGCUGAAGGCUGACAACCCCUGGGGCCCUUACACGAACCAGACGGUGCUGGACCGGAUGACCUCCCCAAUCCCGAAUUCCGGAACACCUCACCAAGGCGGCAUUGUCGACACGCCUGAAGGCGACUGGUACUACAUGUCCUUCCUGGAUGCGUAUCCAGCUGGUCGCAUACCAUCAUUGGCACCGUUGACUUGGGAUGAAGAUGGCUGGCCUCAUAUUGUCACGGACGAGGCAGGCGGAUGGGCCAAGACUUACCCUUUGCCUGUGACCGCCGACAAGACCAUCACACCGGCGGGCGAGUUCAGCGACAGCUUCGACGGACAGAAGCUGAACGUCGAGUGGGAAUGGAACCAUAACCCCGAUAACACGGCGUGGGAGCUAGGAACUGAGGGUCUUACUCUUCACACGGCGACAGUUACCGACGAGCUCUACGCGGCACGAAACACCCUUACCCACCGUAUCCUGGGGCCGAAGAGCAGUGGUACCUUCCGCCUGAACCUCGCUGGCAUGUCCGACGGAGACAUCGCGGGCGCUUCGAUCUUCCGGGACGACUCGGCUUACAUCGGGUUCCAAAAAGAGGGCGACUCCCUGAAGCUCUUCCUGGUUGAGGACAUUCUCGCCCCCGAGAGUGCUGGGUUCGAGACAACCUCCAAUGGCACUGUCACAGCAACCGCCAACGAUGCAGACCUGGACUUGGCGGCCAUCGCAAGCGGAGAGCAUGAUAUUUGGUUGCGUAUCACAGCCGACGUCACUCCGUCAUUCGGGUUACCCGAGGGCACGAACGACAAUUACGCUCAGCUCGCUUACAGCACCGACGGAGAGACCUUCAAGCAGCUCGGAGCCGACUGGCACUUGCACAACCGCUGGCAAUACUUCAUGGCAUUCAGAUUUGCGGUAUUCAACUAUGCUACCAAGUCUUUGGGUGGCUAUGUGCUUGUGAAGGAAUUCAACAUGAAGCUGGCGGAGUGA
Colletotrichum karsti is the source of this 1611-nucleotide messenger RNA. Its product is annotated as xylosidase glycosyl. NCBI's taxonomy places the organism in Eukaryota, Fungi, Ascomycota, Sordariomycetes, Glomerellales, Glomerellaceae. The transcript is spliced from 2 exons. The coding region runs from base 1 to 1611 and encodes 536 amino acids. Gene Ontology annotation, biological process: carbohydrate metabolic process. The record is from RefSeq and is a predicted model, not a curated record. Gene Ontology annotation, molecular function: hydrolase activity, hydrolyzing O-glycosyl compounds.